This is a messenger RNA of Copidosoma floridanum, 5257 nucleotides long. RefSeq names its product mediator complex subunit 14 (gene MED14). Gene Ontology annotation, molecular function: transcription coregulator activity. Gene Ontology annotation, cellular component: mediator complex; core mediator complex. The record is from RefSeq and is a predicted model, not a curated record. Gene Ontology annotation, biological process: regulation of transcription by RNA polymerase II. NCBI's taxonomy places the organism in Eukaryota, Metazoa, Arthropoda, Insecta, Hymenoptera, Encyrtidae.
CUAACCUUAUUUCCACGUAAUUUUACGUAGAUUUGGUGCGAAUAGACACAGCGAUUAAGAUAAUCAUAAUUAUGAUGGCUAUUUAGUGAUUGUAAAUUGUAAACAGCUCUAUUUGUAUAUGGUGCAGUUGCUAUUUUUUGCUUUGACAGCAUCAGGGUUAUCUUAGUGCAAACGAACAACUAAAGGUGUGGUGUGCAAUAUGACUCAGUGUUUACAAAAGUUAUUAAAAAUUUGACUCUUGCUUCGAAGAUGGCUUGAUACAUUCAGUUAAGAAUUAUUUGUGAACAAGAGUUGAAAUCUCAUAAAAAUGGCUCCAGUCCCAUUAGAGGGUCACCAAACACCUGUGACCAACAUGCCACAGGAGGGAAAUCGUGGAGGCUCUAUAUCUCUCGGACUUCUUAUAGAUUUCAUCAUCCAGAGAACCUACCACGAGCUCACAGUUCUUGCCGAGUUGCUACCCAGAAAAACCGACAUGGAGCGAAAAAUCGAAAUAUAUAACUUCUCUGCCAGAACGCGCCAGCUGUUUGUGCGACUGUUGGCUCUGGUAAAGUGGGCGAGCAGUGCCACAAAAGUUGAAAAGUCAGCUCACAUAAUGGCCUUCCUUGACAAGCAGUCCUUGCUGUUCGUCGACACUGCUGACAUCCUGGCGAGAAUGGCUCGCGAGACCUUGGUUCACGCUAGACUACCGAAUUUCCAUUUGCCUGCUGCCGUUGAAGUACUGACCACUGGAAGCUACAAUCGUCUACCGGCGUGCAUCAGGGAAAAAAUCGUUCCACCAGACCCUAUAACCGUGUCGGAGAAGAAAAGCACGUUACAAAGAUUGAACCAAGUCAUCCAGCAUAGAUUAGUCACCGGGAAUCUGCUACCCCAGAUGAAAAACUUGGAAAUCGAAGCAGGAAGAGUGACAUUCCGCGUGGAGCAGGAGUUUUCAGUCUCUUUGACCGUGAUGGGGGACGGGCCAAAUGUUCCCUGGAGGCUGCUGGACCUGGAAAUUCUAGUCUCUGACAGGGAGACGGGCGACGGCAAGUCGCUAGUGCACCCCAUGCAAACACAAUACAUACACCAGCUCGUUCAGGAGCGGCUCGUCGACACCUUGGACCCUCUCUCCGAAGUCUACCACACCCUGCACUACUUCUGCCAGUCUCUGCAGCUCGAGGUCUUGUACUCGCAGACCCUACGCCUGAUUAGGGACCGUCUGGAUGACCACAUCCGCAUCGAUAGAUACACGCCUGGAGAGUGCCUGACCAUAUCCUACUGGAAGGAGCUGACGAACAAAGACUCAGGCUCGGAACUUGGCUACAAACUCAGCGUGCUGGUGGACCAGCACGACCCAGCCAAACCAUUGGCCAUCGUUCACACGCCAUCGCUGGCCAACAAGGAGCUCGAGAUCUCCGACGUAGCGAUCCGCUCGAGCCAACUCUCGAUGGAGUUUCUACUUGUGCACACGAUCUACAUAAGGACACGGAACCGGUUAAGCGACCUCAAGCAGGAGCUCCAGGCCAUGUUCAAGGGCAUCGAGUGCACCCUGGCUGGCUCGCCGGCCAUCCUCUCCGUACCAGUGCUCCAACCUUGUCUUCGGGCCGAGCUGUUGCUUAUCGCCGUCGACACGCACAGUGGCAUGCUGCUUUGCCACAUACCCCAAUACGAAGCGCCGCUCGUGCCCGAGCUCACGGCCGCCCUUAACGAAGACCACUCUCGGCUACCGGCUCUCAUAUCCGAGCUGCGCUUCUGGAUAACGCAGAAACGCUGCGAGAAGACCCUUCAGCACCUGCCGGCUACGCCGCACGAGCGACUGCCACUCAUCUAUCCACCGGAUCACCCGAUCGCAGGAGUUGGCAAGCACCGGAUAUACGUGCAGUUCCACCGGCAUCCAGGUGUCAUUCUCGUCGUGGCCUUCCGCGAGAGCGAGACCGCGCCCUGCGAGAUCCAGUGCUCCUUCUACCUGUGCGCGGUGCGGCCCGAUUCCGACCUCGCAGGUUCGAAUACGUCAGCUCACGACGACGGCACCGACUCCAAGAGCCAUAACAUGCACCAGCACCUUGGUCAUCAUCACCAGUCUCCCCAUCACCAACUGAUGCAUCAACAACAACAACCUCAACAACAACAGCAGCAUCAACAGCAGCCUCAGCACCACCAGCCGCAGCAACAACAGCACCACUACAACGCUUAUCUGCGCCUCGAGAGCCUCAUCGAGUUCGACACUUUCGUCGUGACCCAUGGCUCCUUUACGAGCAUCGACUGCGCGGAGACCGAGCUCACAGCCGGAUCAGAGGCGAGCGUUGGCACUGGCAGUGUUUCAGAAGUCGGUGGUAACGGCGAGCGAGCCACCAGCAAGAAGCGGCGCAGUGCUGGACUUACGACGCGACCGAACGAAGCUGUAGGCGGCUCCGGCAGCGGUGGUAAGCGACCCAAGUCCCCGGCUUACUUCAUCCCCGAGCUGGCGCACGUAGUUGCGCUGUGCGACGAGCAGGUGCCCUUCGUCAUGCUCGCCCAGGAGCUGAGCAAACGCGAGAUCGCCCAUCAAGGUGUGCAAAUCGAAGCUAACGCAGCGGCCCUCGUCCUCAAGCUCGUGCAGCUGCCCGCGCCCACGGCAAGCCUAGCCUCGCCGGCAGCUUGGGCAGCCCUGCUGAAACGUCUGCUCAGCGUGGCGUUGCGCGUCCAGGGUCGAGGCUCGGGAAAGAGCUGGCUCGUCGAGUUCCUCUUUUACGGUAGUCCCCUGUUGAGCAGCCACCCGAAGGAGCAGGGCUUACGCCGGCCCGUCUACUUCCCGUACGAUAUGGGCCCCUCGGACUCUACGUCCCAGCUGGUCAGCUCGCUGCUCAGCGAUUGGGCCCAGAUCGUCAACCUCUUCGCCCUCGUGCACGACCUGGCCGAGCAACAGGCAGCUGGACUACGCAACCUCUACAGCGUCAAGUCGUACAAUUACAGCAGGCUCGUAUUGGCGUAUGGGCCCCACCGGCGAGCCACGGCCACCGUGCUCUGGGAUCCCUCGGCCCAGGCCUUCCGGCUCUUCUUCGGCAAGAGCCCGGCGAGCACGACCGAUAACGCGCACGCCCUCCUUAAGGAACAACUCGAGGCGGCUCUCAACCGCGAGCGUAGCCUCGCCCAGUUGAUUCACGUCCUCGCCGAGACCCUCCAGCCCUUGACCUCUGUCUGCAAGCUUCCUAUUCUACUGCAGCUCGGCCUCUGCGAGAAGAAGGCCCAGAUUCCCGCCCAGACAUUCAUCGUGAUGCCCCAAUGCGUCACUCUCAUGCGCAUCGCCUACCAGAACAUCUAUUGUCUGGAGUUGUGCUUCCGGGGCGCUGGUCUCGUCAGCUUGCGCGAUGGUGCCUAUAGCCGCUUCGACCAUAGCAACGUCGUCGAGGGCUUCACGCCCAUCCAGGGCCUCAGCACUUUUCUCUCGCAGUACGUGGACAAGAGUGCCAUUUACAGACGCCGCUCGCAAUCCGAGGACGAUAAUCCGCCCUCACCCGUCACGGUGGGUGACUCUGGCGGUGCUGGUGGCUCUGGCGCCGAUGGAUCCAACGGGGCAUCAGGGCCCGGCUCGGCUGCCAGCAUGGGCUUCAUGGGACCACGGGGACCUCAGUCACCGGCUGCCCAGCAGCGUUUCCAUCCACCGCCGUUGACUCCACCCUCGGGUAGUAACCCCAACACGCCGGCAAGCCCCCACAUGGCUGGCCAACAGCAAUCCGGUCCAGGAUCAAGCCAACACCCGUAUGGAAACAGUCCCGGGAUGUCGCUGAACUUGGCCUCGCCGCCUUCACUGACGCCCAACACGCCCAACGUAUUGCCCCACCCAUCGCCCGGCUCGGGCUUGGUGGCGAGUCCGCUGAUGCACGCCCCGAGUCCUGCAGGCCUGAUGCCCACCUCCUCGCCCGGACCUUGCGCUAGCCAGGUUGGCCACUCGCCAGCUGGUAGUUACAUGCAGACCGGCCCCCACGGCCUUGACGGCAGCCCUUUCCCGUCGUCCCAGAGCAUGGCCUCACCGGCAGCCUCCAACUGGGCGGGCUCGCCGAGCAUCUCGCGGCCUUCACCCGUCAGGCCCGGUCAGAGCCCUGGCCACGUGCCCCUUCACAGCCCUCAGCAACCCAUGGGCCAGCAGCAGUCCGGAGGUUGUGUGCCGAGCGUGUCCCGCGUUUUGCCGCAGCGCUCGUGGGCCGGGGCCAUUCCUACCCUGCUGACCUGCGAGACUUUGGACCUGCUGUGCUCGGCGUCCAAGCACCCGAGUGGGCUACCGGGGCCCGACCUGUCGCCGCUCGAGCGCUUCCUUGGCUGCGUGUAUAUGCGCCGACAGCUGCAGCGCUUCAUCCAAUCGCACGAGAACCUCGUGACCCUCGGCAGCAUCGAGCCCGGUGUCAUCCACUUUAAAGCCGACACGCUUCAGUGCCGCGUCUCCCUGAAUCUCCAACACAUGCAGUCACUGCACAUGAAGCUCCAGCCGCUUCCCGAGCACAACAAGCAGUGGAACCUCGAAGAACUCCAGCUACUCGAGCGCUUCUUCGAGCAGCGUGUCGUCGCUCCACCCUACAAGCCCAACAGCCUGUUGGCCUUCGUGAACCUACUCAACCUGCCGCUCAACGUCCUGAAGGACUUUGUCCAGAUAAUGCGGCUCGAGCUCGUACCAGGUCUGCUCCAGCAGCAGCAGCAGUGCAAGUGGUCGGUCCAGUACUGCCUGAGGGCUCCGCCCACGGCCAUGCCCGUCGUCCAGAUCGGCUUACCCGGCAUCAUGCAGCACAAGCUCAAGAUCCUCUUUUUCUUGACCCUGACGCGUCUCGGGAUACCUUGUCGGGAUGACGAGGAGCCGCCCUCGCUCGUUCUGCCUUUCAUCUACGACGCUCGCACCAACAUGACCAGCCUGGCCAACGAGCGCGACACGGCCCCGGGCUCGGCCCUCGCCACCGUCAUCCACCAGCUCAAGCGCUUCGCCGAGUACCACGCGGCCAACGGCCAGCAGGAGUGCUCCGUCUUCCCUGCGGUGCGCAACCUUCUGCUGAACCUGACUUUACCCUCGGAGGCUGUGGCUCUUGGGGUGCCUUCACCGAUGCAGGGUCCCCAGCAAGUCGUGCCACCCGGACAGCCACAGAUGACGGGGCCGCCAGGCAUGCAGCAGAUGAUGCCCGGGGCACAAGGGCCGCCCCAAGGACCGCCUUACAGGACCCAGCCGAUGCCACCAAUGAACAUGAUGGGUGGACCUCAGUGAUAUUAAAGCUCGGGUUGACCUUUCGGAGCUUGGGAACAGUUUGUCUCACGAGGGUCU